CACACCUCAAACCAUAUCACAACUCACACACCUCAAACCAAAGCAAAAUAAAUAUUCACCAAAACCAAGAAAGAAUUUUUUUUAAAAAAAAACAUCAAUGGCUUCUUCUAAUUCCAAGAUUAUCUUCAUCUUUUUCAUCCUCAUUUCUGUUUUCACCCCUCAAACUUUCUCACAAAGUGACUACUCAUCAUGUGAAUCACAAAUACAUAACACAUGCAACAACAAAUCCAAAGCAUUAACCUUAAAAAUCAUAGCUAUAGUUUCAAUAUUACUCACUAGCAUGAUUGGAGUAUGUUUACCUCUCGUUACACGUUCAAUUUCAGCGUUAAGCCCUGAUCGUAACGUUUUCGUUAUCGUUAAGGCAUUUGCUGCUGGAAUUAUACUAGGAACAGGUUUCAUGCACGUGUUACCAGACUCAUUUGAAAUGUUGUUGUCUAAUUGUUUGAAGGAAAAUCCUUGGCAUAAGUUUCCUUUUACUGGAUUUGUUGCUAUGUUAUCAGCUAUAGUUACAUUGGCUAUCGACUCUAUGGCUACUAGUUUGUACAGCAAAAAGCACAAUAAUGCUCGUGUACAAGUACAAAAUAUUAUUAAUGGUACUUCUGAUCAAGAAUUGGGCAAUAUGGUGAAUAAUAAUAUGCAUUUUCAUUCUCAUCGCCAUGGUUCUCUUUUGAAAGAUGGAACGAAACUACUUCGUUAUCGAGUCAUUGCUAUGGUAUUAGAGCUUGGUAUUAUAGUUCACUCAAUAGUAAUAGGGAUUUCACUUGGAUCUUCAAACAAUACAUGCACAAUUAAAGGACUUGUUGCUGCACUUUGCUUUCAUCAAAUGUUUGAAGGAAUGGGACUUGGUGGUUGCAUUCUUCAGGCAGAGUACAAAAUGUUGAAAAAGGCAGCAAUGGCAUUUUUCUUUUCAGUAACAACUCCAUUUGGUAUAGCACUUGGAAUUGCACUAUCAAAUACUUAUCAAGAAAAUAGCCCUCGUGCUUUAAUAACUGUGGGCUUAUUGAAUGCAUCAUCUGCUGGCCUUUUAAUUUAUAUGGCUUUGGUUGAUCUUCUUGCUGCUGAUUUUAUGGGUGACAAAUUACAAGGUAGUAUCAAGUUACAAAUCAAGGCUUUUAUUGCUGUACUUUUGGGUGCUGGUGGCAUGUCUCUAAUGGCCAAAUGGGCUUGAUCUCAUAUUUAACUCAUCCUAAUAUAUAGUUUAUGGAUGAGGACUACAUCAAUAAUUAAUACUUAGUCAAUGUUAUUAAGAAGUUUGCUAAGCUAAGUAGAUUAGGUGGUGCCAUAAUUUGAAGUUUAUGAGUCUACUAUUUUAACCUGUUUAUGUUAUUUGCUUCAAAAUUAGUAGCUUAUAGAUAUAUAUUACAUUUCUUAAGACAAAUAUAUAAUUUGGAUCGAAGUUAUUGGAUUCAAUGAA
This is a messenger RNA of Solanum pennellii, 1414 nucleotides long. RefSeq names its product fe(2+) transport protein 1-like. Gene Ontology annotation, molecular function: zinc ion transmembrane transporter activity. The record is from RefSeq and is a predicted model, not a curated record. Lineage: Eukaryota; Viridiplantae; Streptophyta; Magnoliopsida; Solanales; Solanaceae. Gene Ontology annotation, biological process: zinc ion transmembrane transport. Gene Ontology annotation, cellular component: plasma membrane. The transcript has 3 exons. The coding region runs from base 98 to 1168 and encodes 356 amino acids.